Schistosoma mattheei is the source of this 1014-nucleotide messenger RNA. The record is from the annotation of a GenBank genome assembly. Lineage: Eukaryota; Metazoa; Platyhelminthes; Trematoda; Strigeidida; Schistosomatidae.
UUUCAAAGUUGUUUAUUGACAUCGAAUGUUGUUGGAGUGCAUCAAGUAGAUAUCGCAAACAGUUGAGCGCGUAAAGGUGAAGGCAUGGCCAUAGUGAAACUUGUUAAGAAUAAGGCUUAUUUUAAACGCUUCCAAGUCAAAUUCAAAAGGCGAAGAGAGGGAAAAACUGACUACUAUGCUCGCAAACGGCUAAUUUGGCAGGAUAAAAACAAAUACAAUACACCUAAAUACCGUCUGGUGGUCCGUUUUACUAAUAAGGACAUAAUCUGUCAGAUUAUAUAUGCACGCAUUGAUGGAGACCGAGUAUUGUGCUCCGCCUAUUCCCACGAAUUACCUCGAUAUGGCGUUAAGGUUGGACUGACUAAUUAUUCCGCCGCCUACUGUACAGGUCUUCUUUGUGCCAGGCGCGUAUUGAAGCAACUAGGCCUGGAUGGUCUGUAUGCUGGAGCUGAGAAAGUUGAUGGGCAAGAAUAUCAUGUGGAAUCUGUUGACGGGGAAAAGUCUGCCUUCAGGUGUCAUCUUGACAUUGGUCUUGCAAGGACUUCAUCUGGUGCCAAUAUCUUCGGUGCUCUUAAAGGUGCCGUUGAUGGUGGUCUAGACAUACCUUACUCACCCAGUAGAUUCCCGGGUUACAACCAGGCGUCUAAAGAGUACAAUGCCGAGGUUCACCGAGCCCGUAUUCUAGGUCAUCAUGUAGCUGAAUAUAUGAAACAACUCCAAGAGGAAAGCGAAACUGAUUAUCAGCGUCAGUUCAGUGGAUAUAUAAAACAUGGGAUUACUGCUGAUAAAAUUGAGGCAAUGUACCUCUCAGCCCAUGCAGCGAUUCGAGCAGACCCCACACAUAUUACUAAGGAGAAGAAGGAGGUUCAACCAAAGAGAUUCAAUCGCAGAAAGUUGUCUUCCAAACAAAGGAAGGAACGUGUCCGACAAAAGAAGGCACACUAUCUCUCUCAACUCAAGAAAGAAAUAGCCGCUGCUGAAUAGUUGUCUGUUAUAAUAAAAUGUUGGUCCAGU